AUGAAGAACCAAAUUUGUUUUACAAGCUUUGCCCUCUUCUUCUUUCUUCUUCUCACAAAGUGGUCUGGAGUUGAAAGUCAGACUUGCAAGCCCAGUGGCAUAAUCAAGGGGAAAAAGCCUCCACCAGGACAAUGUAACAAAGAAAACCACUCUGAUUGUUGUGUGCAAGGCAAGCCUUACACUGUUUAUAAGUGUUCACCCCCCGUGUCUAGUCAUACAAAGGCGACACUAACCAUCAACAGCUUUCAGAAAGGUGGAGAUGGUGGUGGACCAUCAGAAUGCGACAACCAAUAUCAUUCUGAUGAUACUCCUGUGGUAGCACUGUCAACAGGAUGGUUCAACAAUAAGCAGAGGUGUUUGAAUUAUAUCACCAUCUAUGGCAAUGGAAGGAGCGUAAAGGCUAAAGUAGUUGACGAGUGUGAUUCCACUAUGGGGUGUGAUGCCGACCAUGAUUACCAACCUCCAUGUCCUAAUAACAUUGUUGAUGCCUCUAAAGCUGUCUGGAAGGCCUUGGGGGUGCCAGAAAGUGAUUGGGGUGGAUUAGAUAUUUAUUGGUCUGAUACUUGCAAGCCCAAUGGCAUAAUCAGGGGGAAAAAGCCUCCACCAGGACAAUGUAACCAAGAGAACCACUCUGAUUGUUGCGUGCAAGGCAAGCCUUACACUGUUUAUAAGUGUUCACCCCCCGUGUCUAGCCAUACAAAGGCAACACUAACCAUCAACAGCUUUCAGAAAGGUGGAGAUGGUGGUGGGCCAUCAGAAUGCGACAACCAGUAUCAUUCUGAUGAUACUCCUGUGGUAGCACUGUCAACAGGAUGGUUCAACAAUAAGCAGAGGUGUUUGAAUUAUAUCACCAUCUAUGGCAAUGGAAGGAGCGUCAAGGCUAAAGUAGUUGACGAGUGUGAUUCCACCAUGGGUUGUGAUGCCGACCAUGAUUACCAACCUCCAUGUCCUAACAAUAUUGUUGAUGCCUCCAAAGCUGUUUGGAAGGCUUUAGGAGUGCCAGAAAGUGAUUGGGGUGGAUUAGAUAUUUAUUGGUCUGAUGCUUAA
Molecule: messenger RNA, 1047 nt
Organism: Juglans regia (Persian walnut)
Lineage: Eukaryota; Viridiplantae; Streptophyta; Magnoliopsida; Fagales; Juglandaceae
Product: putative ripening-related protein 5
Exons: 2
Coding region: 1-1047 (348 amino acids)
Source: RefSeq, a predicted model, not a curated record